AUGUCGGAUACAAUAAUGGCAGUAAUAGACAAACCCAACAAAUAUACAUUCCGAAAUGAGUUUCUUUUCUGUAAGCUUGCGUUUCAUAAAAUUUUACUCAUCUUCAAGGAGAGGUCAAGGGGGUCAAGGAGUCAAAGAGCCGCAGUAAAGGAGUCAAGAAGCCGCAGUCAAGGAGUCAAGGAGUCGCAGUCAAGGAGUCAAAGAGCCGCAGUCAAGGAGUCAAAGAGCCGCAGUCAAGGAGUCAAAGAGCCGCAGUCAAGGAGUCAAAGAGCCGCAGCUGAGGAGUCAAAGAGCCGCAGUCAAGGAGUCAAAGAGCCGCAGUCAAGGAGUCAAAGAGCCGCAGUCAAGAAGUCAAAGAGCCGCAGCCAAGGAGUCAAAGAGCCGCAGUCAAGGAGUCAAAGAGCCGCAGCCAAGGAGUCAAAGAGCCGCAGCCAAGGAGUCAAAGAGCCCCAGCCAAGGAGUCAAAGAGCCGCAGCUAAGGAGUCAAAGAGCCGCAGCCAAGGAGUCAAAGAGCAGCAGUCAAGGAGUCAAAGAGCCGCAGUCAAGGAGUCAAAGAGCCGCAGCCAAGGAGUCAAAGAGCCGCAGCCAAGGAGUCAAAGAGCCCCAGCCAAGGAGUCAAAGAGCCGCAGCCAAGGAGUCAAAGAGCAGCAGUCAAGGAGUCAAAGAGCCCCAGUCAAGGAGUCAAAGAGCCGCAGUCAAGGAGUCAAGGAGUCAAAGAGCCGCAGUCAAGGAGUCAAAGAGCCGCAGCCAAGGAGUCAAAGAGCCGCAGUCAAGGAGUCAAGGAGUCAAAGAGCCGCAUUCAAGGAGUCAAGGAGUCAAGGGGUCAAGGAGUCAAAGAGCCGCAGUCAAGGAGUCAAAGAGCCGCAGUCAAGGAGUCAAAGAGCCGCAGUCAAGGAGUCAAAGAGCUGCAGUCAAGGAGUCAAAGAGCCGCAGUCAAGGAGUCAAGGAGCCGCAGUCAAGGGGUCAAGGAGUCAAAGAGCCGCAGUCAAGGAGUCAAAGAGCCGCAGUCAAGGAGUCAAAGAGCCGCAGUCAAGGAGUCAAAAAGCCGCAUUUAGCCACCACUGA
Molecule: messenger RNA, 1065 nt
Organism: Biomphalaria glabrata
Lineage: Eukaryota; Metazoa; Mollusca; Gastropoda; Planorbidae
Product: serine/arginine-rich splicing factor 4-like
Exons: 2
Coding region: 1-1065 (354 amino acids)
Source: RefSeq, a predicted model, not a curated record